AUGGAGUCUUCUGGUGCUUCGGUAGCUGGCACCGCAUACGGCGAUGGCUCAAACUCUGUCGAAAACCGGGGACUGCUGCCACGGUCGAAAGAUGAUGCCAACUACGAGAGGCACAGUAAGCCCCUGAAGGCUGGAGAGUUCAAGCUGCGGGCUUCUACGGCAAGGACCCAAGCAGUGCUAAACGUGGUAUGCGGCAUUGAAGGAAUAGACAUGCAGCUCAUGCCCGCCAGUUUCAAAGCGCUACAGUCCGACUUCCACUGGGCUCUGCAGGAUCUCGGCUCUCUUGUUUUCUAUCAGGAAAGUCUUUCGCCUCCCUCUAUUCCUUUCGUUGGUCUUAGCGUUUCACAGGCCAUAUCGGGACUAUUUUGGGGUCUACUGGCCGACAGAACAUCGCGCGUGCGGCUUUUAUCCGUAGGCUGCGCUGGUUGGGGAAUCGUGGCGAUAUUUUUGGCGAGCUCCACUUUCUUCUGGCAGUUCGCUCUUCUGAAAGUGCUUAACGGGGUGGCCAUGGCCAGCAUUGGCCCUGUGGCGCAAUCGCUUAUAGCGGACCUUUUCCCCCCCACAAUGCGGGGGGAACACUUCGGCUGGCUUCAGCUGUUCCUAUGCGCCGGGUGCAUUCUGGGAGCGACGAUGGGCGGCUCCCUUGCCAGUAUCACUGUCAUCGGUGGCGUGAAGGGGUGGCGAAUUGCUUUCUUUUCGGCAGGCGUUUUGUCGCUGUUUGCAGCGGCGCUGGUACAGAUCGUUGCAAAGGAGCCGCGCCGUCAUUCUAUGGCCUCUCUCCUCACAGCUUGCCCUCUUGUGGGAGGUUUACUGGGCUCUCUCUUCGGAGGUUGGCUAGGAGAUCAAGCAGAAAGAUUCAACGCUUUCCAUGGGCGACCUCUCGUGGGACAGCUCGGCACCCUCUUGGCCCUACCGCUCAUCUACAUCGGCUUGUUGGGUAUACCAAGGAGGCCAGACUUCUUCGGACUGUAUGCAAUAGACAUGCUUUUCCUCGGCUUCGCAAUAUCUUGGUGUCCCAGCGGAGUGAACCGACCCAUUCUAUCUGAAAUCGUGGAACCGGAUUCUCGAGCGACAGUAUUCGCCACUCAAAUUGCAAUAGAAGGCAGCGUAUCAGCUUUGCUUGGAUCUCCAGUGAUUGCUCUACUGGGUAAAAGUCUUAAGAACACUUGCAUGAAUGAAUUGUCAGAAAAGGGUAGCAUCAGUAGAGAGUCGUCUGUAGAGCCAAACGCGGAAAAAUGA
Molecule: messenger RNA, 1239 nt
Organism: Eimeria maxima
Lineage: Eukaryota; Apicomplexa; Conoidasida; Eucoccidiorida; Eimeriidae
Product: transmembrane domain-containing protein, putative
Exons: 9
Coding region: 1-1239 (412 amino acids)
Biological process (GO): transmembrane transport
Cellular component (GO): membrane
Molecular function (GO): transmembrane transporter activity
Source: RefSeq, a predicted model, not a curated record